GCGACGCGCGCCGCGCACGUGCGAGGUACGUUACAACUGUAUCGUCAGUGUUUGUGGACUUUAUAGAUGUUAGUGGAAGACUAGUGUGAUCAUUGUGCCCUGAGAUUAACGGAUUACAUUGAAUAUACACUGAAUAUAAUUCAUUUGACAAUCAACAAUAUAAUGGGCUAGCCCUACCAAGAGAACUCGAAAAUGAAUGAGAGUCGAGAGCGCAUACGACGUGAGAGGGAGAGAGAGAAGAACACAUAUACUUCUCCCCGUCUAGCGUUACGUCGCGUGCUCUUAUUAGCCGAAGGACGUCAAUUCCGGGAAGCGGCGGCCAUCGUCGCGAGGCUCGGGCCAGGAGUGUUACAGAGCGUUGCGUCGGAUUUGCCAGUAGAUCUGCUGAUAGAAGCCUUACCUCAUUCUGCACAUCUUAUCGAGACACUGUUGAACAGGUUGUUAUCACUUGAAAUUGUUCCGCGGCCAGAGCUACAAUGCGAGGCAGUCGCUUGGAGACUUGUCGGUCUACUUGGAGUAGAUCAAGGGUCUGGUCUACGAGCUAGAACCAUUCGCCUGGCUAACGCCUUGGCGAAUUACAGCCCAGAUGCAAGGGAUGCUGUUGACAACAGGAGGAGACAGCUGGACGCAGCUGUACAAGGUCUAGGGACCCAUGGUUUGACAGCUGACGCUUCAGGGUCCCUGAUAUCGCUCCACGUGGCGAUGAAGAACGAGCUGCAGCGACACGUGGAGGUUUAUAAACAAGCUCUACACAAGCUGGAGGAACUGUCAUCUGUGACAGUGAACCAAGAUCCAGCAUCUUCAUCCCACCAGCGGUUACUUGCGCUAUCCCACGCUGACGUUGAGCGUCGACUUAUCGACAACAAGUCACUCCUGACUAUUGUCGAUAAACCUGCUUUACGGCAGUUGCCAACACUAGUGGCUUCCUUGUCAGCUAGGGUUGAAAGCGACAAAGCUGUCCUGGCCUGCGUUGGACAAAUCAAACGGAGUGAUCCAACGUUGGAUCUAAGUGACACAAGGCCAGUUGCAGGUGUACUAAUGAGCUACUCCCGAGGUUGUGCAGCUGUCUUGUCUCAGAUGAAUGAGGGUCAUUUGACAGCGGAGACAACGCCGCGCUCGCCGACAGACUCCGCCAGUGACGGGUACCAUUCGGACAGCGACGACUCACAGCAACAUCCAGACAGAAGUAAACUAGUGUCGCAAUACGCGGCGGUGUGGGCGCGUGCGGCCGAUGAGACGUUGCCGGCGCUCGCCGCGCUCGAGCCGCUCAAGUCUACACCCAAUCUGAAAUAUAAGAUUGUCUUCUCUAUUGUUGUUCUUUCCUUCCGGGCGGCGAUUAGUCUCCGAGACAAGCGAAUCAGCGAAGUGAAGGCUCUGCUCGGCUGCGAGUCGGAAGCGACGCCGGGCGCCGCGCAGCUGUCGGCCGCGGCUCUGCGUCUCCUACGGAACACUGCGCAUACGUUCCCGCUGGGAGAAGCUGAACGUACCGUUAUCAAUCAAGUGGCGAAUACGCUGCGGGAGUACCCCUGUCUGUCUUCGUGCGGAGCCCUCCACGCGCUGGCGGCGGCCGCGUGUCGCGCCGCGUGGGCCCUUGCUCUACAUUCACCGCCAUUGCGUAUAGACACUGACUUCACACCAGUCGUGAUGAACCCUGACAAACACGUACGCUUCUCCCUCGGCGACGCGCGCGAGCGCCGCUCAGACCUCAUCAAGUCGUUCGUGUGGCCCGCGCUCAUGGACGGCAACAGAUGCGUGUUCAGAGCUGUUGUCUUAACUUGACACCCUCGUCUCAUAUUCAUGGACGCAUAACAUACCACCUUCACUUUGAUUGAUUCUACUUUAACACCAGAGAUUAAAGGCUAUUGAAGUUUUAGUAAAUAGUAUUUAUGGAGAAUUAUAUCCCGACUAUUUAUAAGUGUACAUGAUACCUUUGUUUGUUACGUUUCACGUCUAACUACUCGACUGAUCGUCAUGGAAUCUGUAUAAGUGUCGUCAGUGGAAGAUAAGA
Vanessa tameamea is the source of this 2008-nucleotide messenger RNA. RefSeq lists its product as uncharacterized. Bases 193 to 1779 code for a protein of 528 amino acids. NCBI's taxonomy places the organism in Eukaryota, Metazoa, Arthropoda, Insecta, Lepidoptera, Nymphalidae. The transcript is spliced from 10 exons. Gene Ontology annotation, cellular component: mitochondrial outer membrane. Gene Ontology annotation, biological process: mitochondrial protein catabolic process; mitophagy by internal vacuole formation. The record is from RefSeq and is a predicted model, not a curated record.